AUGCAGUAUUCGGUCAUUUUCUUCUUCGUCGCUUCUUUCCUGUCUGCCUGUGUCUUCGCCUUGCCGACUGCUAGCUCAGCGGAAGGCGGAGCGGUGGACAGGAACUCACGGUAUCUCGCUCGGGGCGUCAGACGCCUGGAGACUCGUCAACAAGCUGGAGCCAGCCAAGGUGCGAACAACACCGCUGCCGGUCGCAAUGGUGUCUCGGACGCUCAGGUCAUGAACGCCGUCAUGUCCUGGAUGCAGGAUACCGGCAAGGUCACGAAGUUCCUGAACAGUGCCACCUCCUUCACUGGCGCCGAGUUCACCAAGCAAGCUACGAUUGCGCUCAAUGCGGAGAUUGACGAGCUCAACCACAAGAUGGUUCUCGACGCUGCGCUCACGGGCAUGGAUAUGGUCGCGCAAGCCAACAACGUUCUCGCUACCCAAGGCACCUUCCAGCAAGUCGUCGACACCCUGCAGUCCAUGGUUACCAACGGUCCCGACACCGCGCAGAAGGAUGUUAACUCCAUCAACAACAACCGCUGCGUCAAUGUCCUCCCCAACAUCGACAUGUACUUCGCUGCCGCUGGUAUGCCGCAGAUUCAGGCUGUUCGUCCUACCGGAUGCUUGGAGGUUGAGGGCGCGAACGUGACUCCCGCUGUUCCCCCCGGCGGUGGCAACAACGCCGGUAACAACGGCGGUGCUGCUCCUGCUGCUCCUCAAGUUACCAACGCCCCGGCCGCGCCACCCGCGAACAACAACCAGAACCAGGGCAACAACAACGGUAACUCGAACCAGAACCAGAACCAGAACCAGAACCAAAACCAAAACCAGGGUAACAACAACGGCAACGCCAACCAGAACCAGAACCAGGGCAACAAUGGCAACCAGCCCCAGAACCAGAGCAAUGGUAAUGGAAACGACAACACCGGCAACACCAACACUGGUAACACCAACACGAAUACCGGCAACCAGAACCAGAAUCAGGGCACCGAUGGUCAGGGCAAUAUUGGCAAGGGUAUUGGAAAUGGCAACAACGGUGGAAACCAGAACCAAAACCAAAACCAGGGCAACAACGGCAAUGCGAACACCAACACCAACACCAAUACCAACCAGAACCAGAAUCAGAACCAGGGUAAUAAUGGCAACCAAAAUCAGGGUACUGGCAACCGCAACCAGAACCAGAGCCAAAACCAGGGCAACAACAACGGUGGCCAGAAUCAGAACACUGGUAACCAGAAUUCUGGAGCUGGACGCAACAAUGGCAACAGCAAUGGUGUACAACCUGCUACUCUGGGCAGCAACGGCAACAACGGCAAUCGGGGUGGCAACGCCAACGCCGGACAGCGCCCUCAACAACAACAGCAGUCCCAAAGCCAGCCCCUUCAACCUGCCCAGUUGGGAUCGCCAAGGCCUGCGAACAACUAA
Molecule: messenger RNA, 1410 nt
Organism: Colletotrichum siamense
Lineage: Eukaryota; Fungi; Ascomycota; Sordariomycetes; Glomerellales; Glomerellaceae
Exons: 1
Coding region: 1-1410 (469 amino acids)
Source: RefSeq, a predicted model, not a curated record